AUGAUCCUGGCGCCGAUCCGAAAUUCUUUUGGUCAUUCGCACUCUCCUGUUCUUGAUUUCCUCUAUGCAAAAAGGGAAUCACGUGGCUUCACACGCAUUCUUCUGAGCAUUAACGGAUGUGCUACCAAUACAACAUGCCACCCUGAAAAAUUACAAACAGAAAAAAACGAAACUUUUCUGUUUCUCUCACUCUCUCUUUUUCUUUCUCUCUCUCUUUCUUUUUCUCACUCUUUCUUUCUCUCUCUCUUCCUCUCUCUUUUCUCUCUGUCUCUGUUUCUCUUUCUCUCUCUUUUCUCUCUGUCUCUUUUUCUCUCUCUUUUUUCUUUUCCUCUCACUUUUCUUUUCCUCUCUCUCUUUUCCCUUUUCUCUCUCUCUUUUUUCUUUUAUCUAGCUCUCUCUUUUUCUUUGCUCUCUCUCUCUUUUUCUCCCUUUCUCGCUAACUCAUUCUUUUUCUUUCAUCUUUCUUUUUUCCACUUUUCUGCCAUAUUUCUUUCUUUCUUUCUUUCUUUCUUUAUUUAUUUAUUUAGUUUACUUUCUCUGUCCAUCUCUCUUGUUCUUUUGCCACCCUCUCUGCUUUACCUUUGGUCUUAUUUUCCCCUUUUUCUACCAUUUGUCUUUUUUCUUCUGUUUUCUUUCUUUCUUUUUUUCUUUCCUUCCUUCUUUCUUUCUUUCUUUCUUUCUUUCUUUCUUUCUUUCUUUGCUUUGCUUUGCUUUGCCCCUGGUUCUUUUGCCACUUUCCUGAUUUUUUGUCGUCUUUCUUUCUUUCUUUCUUUCUCUCCACAAAAUCCGUAUCUAACAAUUUUCUUCUUUCCUUCCAGUCAACAGUCUUUCUUUCUUUCUUUCUUUCUUUCUUUCUUUCUUUCUUUCUUUCUUUCUUUCUUUGCAUUUGUCCCUAGUUCUUUUUUUACCGUCCGUUUGUCUUCUUUCCUUUUUUUUCCUUUCCCCCUUUCCUUCUCUCUCUCUCUCUCUGUUUGUUUAUUUGUUUGUUUCUUUCUUUUGGCCUUUGCCUUUGUCCCUGGUUCUUUUUCCACUUUCAUGUCAUUUUGCCCCCUUUUUUCAUUCUACCUUUUUUUCUUUCAACUUCUUUCCUUUCUUUUUCACUGA
Molecule: messenger RNA, 1104 nt
Organism: Acanthosepion pharaonis
Lineage: Eukaryota; Metazoa; Mollusca; Cephalopoda; Sepiida; Sepiidae
Source: the annotation of a GenBank genome assembly